GAUAAUUUACUAUCCCAAAAUAAUGACUUAGUACCUAAAAAACGACUUAGUAUCUAAAGAUAAUGACUUAGUUCUGCUAAGAAUUGAGAAAUAUUUUCAAAAUGGUAACAAAAAAUAAUAACUUACAAAUCUAGUUUCCUGAUAUGUGCCAAAGUAACAACAAGAAAUGACAAUGCUUGGCAGACCCAAAUAGAUACCUUAAUUGAAGACUACUUAAGAUGUGAAUUCACAAAUUAAAACAAACUGAGUGGUUUUGGAGGAAUCACAUUAUAUCAUUACAUGAGAACAUUUCUAAUUAUUUUGAAAGUAUUUGUAUGCAAUGGUUGAUUCAUAAUUUUGAGAAAGCAUCUCAUUACUUUAAGAAACUAACUCAUUGCUUUGAGAUAAGUUAGUCAGCCUUUUGAGUUUCUUAUUAAUAUCUUUUCAUACUAACUCAUUACUUUAAGAUACUACGUCUCUAUAUUGAGAUAGUCAUUAUUUCUAGGUAGUUUUUAUUUUGAUUAAGUUUCUCACCGUAAUGAAUUAAAGGAUGGUUUUCUUGUUUAAUCAGCAUUGGCGGGAAAGGGCCGCUAUACACAAUACAAACAUGGAAUUUACGAGGGAACUUUGAAGGCAACACUAGCUGUAUCGUUGCAUCCAUUGACUGGUCUGACCUAUCUGUUCCCGGCGGUAACUGACCAGAUACAACGGUGUUAGCGACAUGCAGUGGUCCGUUCAAUUGUCGGACUGUUCCAGCCGUCGACACUGAAAGCAACGGAAGAGCAGACUUGUAGCUGUUCCGCUAGCUAGCGUUACACCGAACGGAGCAUCAAAUGCUACCUAGCUACACUGUUAGCAUCUUAGCAGCUGUUCCGUCGGCCCGAAGGCAUCACUGAGUGCUAUACAUUGUGUGGUACGACAGAGAGCAGCACAAUGACCUCAGCUUCCACUAAAGUUGGUGAGAUCUUCUCUGCAGCUGGGGCAGCCUUCACCAAACUAGGAGAGCUCACCAUGCAGCUUCACCCAGUGGCAGAGUCCAGUCCUGCAGGCGGUCAGACGAAGACACCAAUGAAGAGGAAGCUGUAUGAAGACGGUGCUCUGCCCGCCCCCUCCGAGGGCUCCAAGAAGGUUAUCAAGAAAGUCACCACCCCCGCUGCCAUGGCAACGCAGGGCACGCCAACCAUCAUCUCUGUGCCCACGGCUCAGGUCGUCGUAGCCUCAGGACGACAGGGCUCCCCCUCCAGCCAGGCCUCGCUGAAGAAACAGAAGACCGCAGACGUGACCCUCAGUGCUCUGAAUGACUCAGAUGUCAACAGUGAUCUCGUGGACAUCGAGGGGCUGGGUGAAGGAUCCAACUCCAAAAAACUGAACAACUUUGACCAAGAUAACCUGAACUUGGACUCGAGCCUCAUCAUGAACCCCAGCGACCUCCCUCCUCUACUCUCCCGUUGACCGCUCACUUUCUGUCAACUUCAUUGCCAUGAUGGACAAAACUAUGAAAAUGAGUUUGUAAUGAUCUGGACUUAGAGCCAGACUGACGACACACAUUAGAGGAACUAUAGUAGUACUGAACAUUGUGUUGUGUCGUGCAGGACCACUUUUUAUAAACUUUAAAGGAUCAUUUAACGUUUUCCUUUUCCUGAGAUUCUUUUUAUACUGUUUAUUUUAGAUGGUGCGACUCCCUUCUCAUUUACUUUUCUUUUCGUAGAAAUGUCCAGAAAACCAGAAAAUUGAAAGACAUUUUGUGGUGGGGAAACCUUUCCUUAGAUUCUUACCUAAUUUCUUUAGAGAAAAUAACAGGAAAUCAAACAUGAUGUAGCAGAGAAUUUCAGCUGCAGCAACCAAUACUCUCAAAAUACUCCAAUACUCAAAUACUCUUGAUCUUACUUUACAUUUUUGUUUCCCACUGAUGUGCCAGUAUUGCAAAAGGACAGCGAAUAUUUUUAGCAACAAUUGUAUUUAUUUCAGGUUCAGCACAGUACUGCUACAUUUUGCAAACAGGUGUAUUGGUGUAUGUUAACACAAGUCUCAGUUUACAUUAGAAUAUUUUCAGAUAUUAGAGUAUUUAGAAUGUUGGACUCAAUUGGUUGGUUGGUGUGUGUGUCACAAACAGGGUUCAGAUCAUACUCUCCGUAAUUAUCUCCUUUUCUAUAACAAUAUAAAAUGCCCUUAAUUCAAGGUCCAUUGCAAUGAUUUCCUUCUGAUCCUUGAACCAAAGUUGUCAUGACAUCAUCAAACUUGAACUGAUGAAGGAGAAGUGGAUGAAAGAUUUGGAAAAGUGGACCGUGUCUCAUUGUUUUCUCGUGUUCACUUUCUUUCAAUCUCAUGACUGCUUCAAAUAGACAGUUGAUCUGGCUCAGCAGGGAGAAAACAGCUUAUCUGUGCACCAACCAGCACCUCUAAGACUCACUGGUUAAUAUGUUGUUUCUUAUUUGUUUCUCUUUUCACAGCCAUGGAAAGAAGUAAGCAAGAUAUAUGUGCAGUUACAGAGGGAAAUGUGUCUUGGAACAUCAUCCUGGCCUGGCUUUCAGCUAUAUUUCCAUGUAGAAGUACUAGCAAUAACCCAUAUUUAUAAUCAGACAUGCAUAUAAAAAGUAACUAUGGAAGUUUGUUUUACCUCUGUCAAUAAUGUACAUACAAACUGUUCUUUUUUAGCGAUGGUAGCAUUUUACAUCAUGUAUGGUAUGUUUGAGAUUUAAUGCAGGGCUAUUUUCAAAUAGCUAUGUAUUUAAUAGGAUUUAUUUUUUAUAUGAUUUCCCCCCUAGAUGAUAUAGUAUAGGUAAUGUUGUUUGCCUUUCAUAGAAAGCUGGAUGAUAAUGCAAAAUCACAAAAUGAUCCAUAUCAAUAACUCAGAAUAUCUACUAAGGUAUUCACAACCAUUUCGUAAAAAGUAUUUGAUAUUGUUGCUAAUACUUAAAUGUGACUGAAAAAAAAAAAAAAGUAGAAUGUAACUUUUUUAUAUACAUGCACACACAUCAUACUUACUGUGAUAAAAACUAUCCAUCUCAAACAUGUAUGUUGUGCUGAAAUGAUGUGAAACCGGUGGCUUUGACAAUCACAUUUGAUAACCUAAAACACAACACAGGUAAUUAGUUUGAAACCAUGCUGAACAUGCAAAAACAGUGGUAUUUUCCUUUAAAGGUGUACAGAAGUAGACCCCUGUAGUUUAAUAGAGACCCUUCAGGAUUAACUGGCUGUAUGAGAUUACAUGCUGUUUUAUAAAACUGAUUUGACUGUA
This is a messenger RNA of Acanthopagrus latus (yellowfin seabream), 3217 nucleotides long. Its product is annotated as chromatin complexes subunit BAP18-like. The record is from RefSeq and is a predicted model, not a curated record. The coding region runs from base 913 to 1431 and encodes 172 amino acids. The transcript has 5 exons. NCBI's taxonomy places the organism in Eukaryota, Metazoa, Chordata, Actinopteri, Spariformes, Sparidae. Gene Ontology annotation, cellular component: MLL1 complex; NURF complex.